Molecule: messenger RNA, 1239 nt
Organism: Quercus lobata
Lineage: Eukaryota; Viridiplantae; Streptophyta; Magnoliopsida; Fagales; Fagaceae
Product: MAP7 domain-containing protein 1-like
Exons: 2
Coding region: 1-1239 (412 amino acids)
Source: RefSeq, a predicted model, not a curated record
AUGGAAGGUCAGCUGGGAAAGACUGUACCUGCAAAAACGAUACCAUCCCAGGCUUCAUCUCUUCCAGAUAGGUCUCCUCCUCCUACUCCUCGCCACCCUCCUCGGUCAUCUCCACAACCAGCGCUUCCCAAUGCUGCUGAGCAGAAAAGGCGCAGAGAACAGAAGGGUAAGGAGGUGGUGGAUACGAGCAAGUCUCGUCCCAUUCGAGAGGAGGAUGUCCAACGAGCUGCCAAGCAGCAGAAAACUAAGCACCAAGCCACGCGGGGCCAAGAGAAAUCUGAUUCCCCACAUCCUGGGCCACAAGCGUGGUUGCCAGCACCUAUGCACGGUGGGGAGCCCCUACGAGAUGAUGCCUCUAUAAGGGAUUUUAACGGCGGCAUAGGGUGUCACGUAGCCUCGGCCAUAGAGGAAGCCUUAUUGCUCCCGAAAGAUAUGGCCGAAAUAAAGAAUAAGAGGAAGAAUGAACUCGUCCUUGACAACAAACGAUAUUUAGGCAUGGACUUAGCCGAUGCAAGGAAGAAACUACAGGCCGAAGAGCAAGCUCGCAAGAGCACCGAGUCGGCAUUAGAAGGCUACCAGAAGCAGGCCGAGGAUCAAGCAAGGCUUCUGCGCGAGGCGCAUGCCGAGCUAAAGAAGACUCAGGAGCAAGGUCUUACUCUUAAGAAGCACCUGGAGGAAACCCAGAAGCUAAGGGAGCGAGUUGAAAAGUUCAAAGAGCAAGCCGAGAAAGCGAAAAUCAACGCCGAACAGGCAAUGAAUGAAGCUGAGCAGAGAGGCUACGAAGUUGGUAUAGCUGAAACUGAGAAGGCUUUGAGGGCCGAGGUUCCGGAGGUAUGCCGUAUCUACUGCGCAAGAACUUGGAGCGAGGCUCUUAACCGUGCUGGGGUUGAAGUCUCAUCUGAGUUACGUAGGCCAGAGAACAUAUUCUAUCCCGAGGCGAUACGCCUCUCAGUUCUUCAAUCCCAGCAAGCUGAUACUCCUUCUCCAGUUAUUAACCUAAACGAGGAGGUUUUGCUUCGCGAUUCUCCUCCUCGCGGCCAACCGGAACCAGCUAAAGAGGGACUUACCCCUCCAGGAGCUUCCGCAGACAAGAUCACCAACGCUUCGGAGGCAGGGACGGCCUCCCAGGGUUUUCAACGGGAAUUGGACUCCACAGUUCUAUCAACUGGGGGUGUUACCAAAGCCAAGGAUGGAAUCACAACUUCGGAGGCAAACCUACCCGCCAACCAGAACCCAUAG